AUGUGUUUUGAUCGAACAACUGUGGUAAAAAAAUUGCCGGACCACAGUCUGGAGCCUUUCCGGGUGGGGCAGGGGCGGGGUGUGCCGGCCCUAGUGGCGGGUCGUCGCUUCCACUGCACCAUGUGCGGCAAGUGCUGCACCGGGGAGGGGGAGAUCUGGAUGUCGCCGGAGGAGGCCCUCCGCAUCGCCCGCCACCUCAACAUGUCGCUACAGCGCUUCCUGGAUACACACACCAAGCAGUACUCCAAAUAUAAGGGCUGGAGGAUGUUGAAGACGGCGGAGGGCUCGUCGGCCUGCAUCUUUUUGGGCUCUGACAACAAGUGCUCCGUACACUCCGUACGACCCAGCCAGUGCUCCACAUACCCGUGGUGGCCGGAGCUAACCCAUGACAGCGAGUGGGAGUGGGAGAAGGCCAACGUGUGCGAGGGGUUCGACCACCCGGAAGCCGGGGCCCUGGACGAGGAGGAGGCGGCGAGGCAGCUGCGGGAGGCCAACAAGAUGACGCAGCAGCGGCUGCUGGCCUCGGAGGUGCGGAUGUCGCCCAAGGUGGCGGAGUGGGCGGAGGAUGUCCUGCUGUGGGACGAGGAGCUCGGAUACCCUGAUGGCCGGCUGCCGCCACCACCACCAGCACCACCACCACCACCACCAGCAGGGGGGGCCCGUGGUGGGGUUGUAGUGGACUGUGCCGCAUGA
Volvox carteri f. nagariensis is the source of this 693-nucleotide messenger RNA. RefSeq lists its product as uncharacterized. NCBI's taxonomy places the organism in Eukaryota, Viridiplantae, Chlorophyta, Chlorophyceae, Chlamydomonadales, Volvocaceae. The transcript is spliced from 8 exons. The coding region runs from base 1 to 693 and encodes 230 amino acids. The record is from RefSeq and is a predicted model, not a curated record.